GGAAGUUGACGGACGAUUGCAAGCUUUUAUGAGGGGCGAGUUCAGACACAAAAUUAAACUAUUGAGAAUUUGAUAGUUUCCAGUGAUUUAAUCCCCCUUUCCCUACUCUAUGGCUUCUGGUUCCAACAUGGACAUAGAGGGCGCGACCCAGCACCUUCGGGACAUCUUAAAACUGGAUCGUCCCGGUAAUUCGGCCGAGCCCUCUUUGGUAGAGAGCCAGAGAAAACCAUCUUUCAAUGGAGAGUUGAAUGGCGUUCUUGGAGCGGAUCUUAUUGGAGCAGGAGGACUUGCGACAAUGGUGGAGCCAACUGCUCACUACUCAGACAAACUUAAUGGACAGGACACACAGACUAUCUGCCUUUCAGGAGACGAUGGGUCCACCUGUGUCCCCAUCAGAGCAAUCAAUGUUGAAAUUGUAUCCAGUCAUGACUCUAGUAUUGACAGUAAGGCUCGUGGCAGCAACAAGGUUAAAAUUCAGCCAGUGGCCAAAUAUGACUGGGAGCACAAGUACUACUAUGGCAAUUUAAUAGCCGUGUCCAACUCAUACUUGGCUUAUGCCAUCAGAGGCGCAAACAAUCAUUCUAUGAUCCGAGUGCUGCGGCUGGGAUCAACAGAGCGUUCGCUGCUGAAGGGCUUCACCGGUGCAGUCACAGACCUUGCUUUCGCCCACUUGGACUCCACCGUUUUGGGCUGCGUGGAUGAGGCUGGAAACAUGUUCAUUUGGCAGCUCACUAGCCACAGCAGCAAAAUACACGAUGAAGUGAUCGUUCACAUCCGAAGGCCUGAGGACACCCCACUAAAUUCCAACCGCAGACUCAUCUGGUGUCCCUUCAUCCCGGAGGACAAUGAUGAGAACCCAGAGGAUGCGUGUCAGACACUGGCACUCCUUCAUGAAGACAGAGCUGAGGUUUGGGACCUUGACAUCCUCCGAUCCAAUAACAGCUCAUGGCCUGUGGAUGCCACAGAACUGAAAGAGGGCUUCAUCACCAUUAGAGGACACACAGCACGCAUUAGUGAGGGAGCUCUGUCCCCUGAUGGCACGGUCUUGGCCACAGCCAGUCAUGAUGGAUUUGUAAAGUUUUGGCAAAUCUACAUUGAAGGACAGGACCAACCCAGAUGCCUGCAUGAAUGGCAGCCACAUAAUGGACGGCCUCUUUCCUGCCUGCUCUUUUGUGACAACCACAAGAAGCAAGACCCAGAAGUUCCUUUCUGGCGCUUCCUGAUCACUGGAGCUGAUCAGAACCAGGAACUUAAGAUGUGGUGCACAGUGUCAUGGACGUGCUUACAAACUAUCAGGUUUUCCCCCGAUCCAUUCAACAGCAGUGUACUACCCAGCCUGAAGGCCAGUUUGGACCUGUCUGCAGAAUUUCUCAUUCUCAGUGAUGUUCAGAGGAAGGUGUUGUACGUCAUGGAGCUGUUACAGGAUCAGGAAAAAGGCUGUGCCAGCUUCACUGCAGUUUCAGAGUUUCUGCUUACACACCCUGUGCUCAGCUUCGGCGUACAGGAUGUCGCACGCGCCAGACUGCGCCACACAGAAGUCCUUCCCCCUGAUGAGGAAAGUGAAAGCAUGACGACAGAAGGAAACCAGGGACCCUCGGAGUCCAAAUCAGGAAUCCAGAUUAAACUCUACUGUGUGCAUACAAAAUCACUACAGGAUGUGCAGAUCUGGUUCCAGCCCAAUCAGGGGGCCUCUUCCUCCCUCUUCAUGCCACAGUCUGGAUCACAGGAUGGCUUUGGUUUUUCUGACCCACUGGCUGAUCUGAAUGUGGAGGCAAUGAGCUCUGAUAAAGAGUCUGGUGAUAGUGGAUCACAGAAUGACCUGAGUAAGAUUCUGGCUCUUCCAACUCCAGCUGACUUCAUGAGUCCAGCCCCAUCAGCCUUGCCCAAACUCAUGACCCCAGAUGCCUUCAUGAUGCCCAGCGCCUCCAUGCCUGCUUCUCCUGGCAGCAGUGCCAGCAGCCUGACCAUAGUCACGGCCAUGAGCAGCUCAGAUAGCGGUGCAAGAGGUGGAGAUGAUCUGGCCCAGAGCCCUAAAAUGUCUGUCGAAUGUGGCAACAGCAGCUUGACUCUGAAUGCCAGCGCAGGCAGUCCAAGAUCCAACUCUAUCCUCAUCUCAGGCCUUGGGGAAAAUAUCCAGGCUUUCUCUCCCCCACUUGUGCUCUCCACAUCCCUCCUGCGAGAGGCCUCUCUGCUCUGUGAAGCUGCUCCUUAUUCUCACAGACUUCCCCUUCCUUAUUUCCCAUCUCCUCUUCCACAGGUUUCCCCUCCAAACCCUCCUCUCUCCCUGGAUCUCCAGGCCAUAGACCCCAUGGUUGUCCCCCAGGCCUCUCCGACCAGAGCUCGCUCUCCAGAUGUCAUCUCCUCUGCUUCUACGGCAAUGUCCCUGGACAUCCCCGAGAUCGCCUCAGAGACCCUGCAGAGGGGGCUGGCCGGUGCCGCUGCUGACUCGGGCCCUGUCCUGCAUUCUGACAGCAUGGCAUCAGCCGCAUCAGUCCUCCACCUGUUGUCUCCAAGAGCCCGGAGCAGUGCUGAGCACAGUUUGCUGCCUCUGGAAUUGGGUGCAGCAUCUGUGGAUGGAGAACAGAGACUCAAUAACACACCCUCCCUGCUGGAGACGGCUCUGUCGCAGGAGAACGCAGUAGCGGCUGGAGGAUCCUGUUUGGAAAGCAGCGUGAACCACACCUGGCCCGCAGCACCUGAUAUCACACGAGAAACUCGCAACAGCCUGAGAGACAAUGGUUUGGGAGACUGCUCUAGGGAGGAAAUAAAGGACAGACACAUUUCUUCUCCAUACCACAGGCGCACAUAUCACCUGACUCAGAACGAUAGUCAAGAUGCAAGUGCAGAGCAGAGUGAUCAUGAUGAUGAGGUUGCCAGUCUGGCCUCCUCCUCGGGAAAUUGUGGCCCUCGCUCCUCUCACAGACUUCCUGUGAAAGACUGGAAAACAUCUCCCCGCAGCUCCCCUAAGCUCAAGAGGAAGAGCAAGAAGGAUGAAGGAGAGUCCUCACAGUCUAGACAGAUUGAGAACCAGAUGAGCACAGAGGUGCAGGAUGAGCUCCUACAGAUGUUACGGAGCCAGCAAAGGGAGAUCGCUGAGCUGAGACAGAACCAGCUGGACAUUCUACAGAGAGUCACCAGCCACAUGGACGCUGUGCAGAGCUCCAUCAUGGCUCACAUUGAGCACGCCAUGUUGGCUCAGCAGGAACAAGAACAGAGAAGAAUGGAGAGAAUUCUGGCUGAAGGACAAAGCCGGAACCAACAGCUCCAGGACCAGCUGGUUCAGCAGCUUGUCCAGACACUGAACAACAGUCUCUGCAAUCGGCUAGACAAAGUUUUGCGUGAAGAAAUGAAGAAGACCGUCCCACAGGCCAUAUCGAAGAGUCUAGAUCCUGUGACUGGCCAGAUGAGCAGCACCAUCGCUGCCAAGUUAACCGCAGUGGAAGGAACACUGAAGGAAAAUGUCACCAAAGUUGUUAAAUCCAAGAACACUACGGAUGCUAUCGGUCGUGCUGCUGCAGAGGCCAUGCAGGGCCCCAUCCAGGCGGCCUACAAAGAGACCUUCCAGAGCAUCGUGCUGCCCGUGUUUGAGAGAGGCUGCCAGUCCAUGUUUCAGCAGAUCAAUGACAGCUUCAAACAGGGAACCAACGAGUACAUCCAACAGCUGGAGACACACAUCAAGAACAGGAAACAGCGGGACCAGGAUGCACGGGAUCCUGUGAUUGGCCAGCUGCAACAGAUGAUUGACACUCUCCAGAAUUCUCAAGACCAGCUGGCCACCACUGUGACGGCCAGCGUGUGCUCUGACGUUCAGCAUCAGCUCCACAUGAUCGUGGGAAAUCUGCAGGACUCAAUCCUGACGCAGGUGCAGCGCAUAGUGAAGGGAGAGGUGAGUCUGGCCAUGAAGGAGCAGCAGGCAGCUGUCACCUCCAGCAUCAUGCAGGCCAUGCGCUCGGCCGCAGGAACACCUGUACCGUCCGCACAUCUGGACUACCAGGCCCAGCAGGCCAGCAUACUGCAGUUACUACAGCAGGGCCAGCUCAAUGAGGCCUUCCAACAGGCUUUAUCUGCAGCAGACUUGAAUCUGGUGCUGUACGUGUGUGAGACCAUUGACUCCCAGCAAGUGUUCGGCCAGCAGCCCUGUCCACUCCAUCAGGCCGUCCUUCUGUCUCUCAUCCAGCAGCUCUCCACCAACCUGAGCACACGCACAGAACUCAAGAUCAGCUAUCUUGAAGAUGCUGUGAUGAACCUGGACCAUGGAGAUCCAGUCACCAGAGACCACAUGUCUGCAGUGCUGUCCCAGGUACGACAGAAGCUGUUACACUUCCUGCAGCAGGACGCCCACAGCCCUCUUUGCAAGCGUGCUCGGCGCCUCAUGAUGAUGCUGCAGGGCCUGGUCAAUCACUAGAAGAGCCCCUCCGGAUGGCGCAGCUGACAUCUUCACAACCUCUCAGUCAUUGUUCUGCAGUCUAGUAGACGACCGUCAUGACCUCAUACCACCCUGCUGUUCAGUUGCUUUAUCUGUGCUCUGCAGCUUAUUGGCUCUCUCAAGAAGCACUAUUGGGAGUUGUAGUCCAGGCUUGGACUAUAUAUUGGUGGCUUUGGACUACACC
Messenger RNA from Sinocyclocheilus rhinocerous, 4610 nucleotides. RefSeq names its product enhancer of mRNA-decapping protein 4. The coding region runs from base 110 to 4405 and encodes 1431 amino acids. Gene Ontology annotation, cellular component: P-body. The record is from RefSeq and is a predicted model, not a curated record. NCBI's taxonomy places the organism in Eukaryota, Metazoa, Chordata, Actinopteri, Cypriniformes, Cyprinidae. The transcript has 29 exons. Gene Ontology annotation, molecular function: protein binding. Gene Ontology annotation, biological process: deadenylation-independent decapping of nuclear-transcribed mRNA.